UCUCUGCGGCCGUUAAACUUCCUUUCCGGUUUGUAAUCUCUUACUGACAGCACAAGAUGUUGAUGCCCAAAAAGAACCGCGUUGCCAUUUAUGAACACCUCUUCAAGGAGGGUGUGAUGGUAGCCAGAAAAGACUUCACUGGUGUGAAGCAUCCAGAAAUUGAUGUUUGUAAUAUCCAUGUAAUUAAAGCUCUACAGUCCCUCAAGUCUCGUGCUUACGUGACAGAGCAGUUUGCUUGGAGGCAUUAUUAUUGGUACUUAACCAAUGAUGGUAUCCAAUACCUUAGAGAUUUCCUCCACCUGCCAUCUGAAAUUGUGCCUGCCACACUGAAGAGGCAGACCCGCACAGAAGCAGUUCGUGGACCAAGACCAAAGGCACCUGAAUUGUCCCGUGGUGGCCCUUCAUCUGACCGUGAAUACAGGAGAGCACCUUCUGGAAUGGGUGGUGAUAAAAAGACUGAUGCUGGUCCAGGCAGUUUAAGAGACAUUCAAUAUAGAGCUGGAUUUGGCCGAGGGAAUGUAGAGUAAUGGAUUUUGGAAAUAAAUAAUUUACUGAGUUUAA
Octopus sinensis (East Asian common octopus) is the source of this 561-nucleotide messenger RNA. Its product is annotated as 40S ribosomal protein S10. The transcript is spliced from 6 exons. Gene Ontology annotation, molecular function: structural constituent of ribosome; RNA binding. Bases 57 to 527 code for a protein of 156 amino acids. Lineage: Eukaryota; Metazoa; Mollusca; Cephalopoda; Octopoda; Octopodidae. The record is from RefSeq and is a predicted model, not a curated record. Gene Ontology annotation, cellular component: cytosolic small ribosomal subunit.